Molecule: messenger RNA, 3984 nt
Organism: Zootoca vivipara (common lizard)
Lineage: Eukaryota; Metazoa; Chordata; Lepidosauria; Squamata; Lacertidae
Product: E3 ubiquitin-protein ligase TRIM7-like
Molecular function (GO): zinc ion binding; protein binding
Source: RefSeq, a predicted model, not a curated record
CCUACUCUCGCUUCCUGGAGACUCCGCCAUGGCUGCCACUCGGAGUCUUGUCCACGAUCUGUGCAAGGUAACCACUUGCUACAUCUGCCAGGAGUAUUUCAGGGAUCCUGUCAUCAUCCCGGAGUGCGGGCACAACUUCUGCCGAUCCUGCCUGAUCGAGUGCUGGGGGGAAUCCGAGGGAGAGGCUUCCUGCCCUCAGUGCAGGGAAACGGUUGAGCAAAGCAGCAUCAGGAGAAACCAGCAGCUGGCAAAUGUUGUAGAAAUAGCCAAGAAAUUCAGCCAUCUGCACGGAAAAAGGGAGGCAGAAGGAAAAGGAAGGGUCUGUGAGAAGCACCAGAAGCCCCUGAAGCUAUUCUGCCAGGAGGACGGAAGCCCCAUCUGUUUCGUGUGUAAUGUUUCCAAGGAGCAUAAAGGCCACGAAGUGGUUCCUAUAGAGAAGGCGUCCCGGGAGUACAAGGAUCAGAUCAGCAGCUGCCUAGAAAAUCUGAGGAAGGAGAGAGAGAAAAUUCUAGUACUUAAAACUGACACAGAAAAGGAAAGCCAAGACCUGCUUAAACAAACAGGUGCAGAGAGGGAAAAGAUGGUGGCUGAUAUCAGGCGACUGCGCCAGCUUUUGGAAGAACAGGAGAAACUUAUUCUGGCCCAGAUGGCAGAAGUGCAGAAGGAGAUUGCAGCAAAAAGGAAGGAGCACCUGGCCAGACUCUCCGGGGAACUCUCCUCUCUUGAGAGCCUCAUCCGGGAGAUGGAGGAGAAGCAUCAGGAACCAGCGAGUGAAUUCCUGCAGGAUAUUGGAAGCUUCUUGCAGAGGUGUCAGGCAAAGGAGAACUUAGAGGAUCCUCCUGUGGCCUUUCCUCCUGCCUUGAAGUGGAGGAUCUCAGCCUUCAGAGAUAUAAAUUCCCGCCUGAAGGGAGUCAUGCAGCAGUUCAGAGGUGAAGGGCUAAGUACCACAAAUGUUUCCCCCCACCGAUCAGGGACCGUUGCCGAAGCCAUGGGCAAAGGCGACCCAAAGAAGCCCCGGGGCAAGAUGUCCCCGUACGCUUAUUUCGUGCAAACGUGCCGCGAGGAGCAUAAGAAGAAGCACCCGGACGCUUCGGUCAACUUUGCCGAAUUCUCCACGAAAUGCUCCGAGACAUGGCGGAGAAUGUCAGCAGAACAAAAAGGGAGGGCGGGAAUUGCAAACUUAAAAGAGAGAAAACGAAACCAGCUGUCUCUUGUUGGCGAGGGAGCAGCCAUGGCUGCUUCUGAGGGUCCCGUGCAGGAUCUCUGCGAAGAAGCCACUUGCUCCAUCUGCCUGGAUUAUUUCAGGGAUCCAGUGAUCAUUCAUGAAUGCGGGCACAACUUCUGUCAAUCCUGCCUGAUCCAGUGCUGGGGGGAAUCCGAGGGAGAGGCUUCCUGCCCUCAGUGCAGGGAAACGGUUGAGCAAAGCAGCAUCACGAGAAACCAGCAACUGGCAAAUGUCGUGGAAAUAGCCAAGAAAUUCAGUAAUCUGGUGGGGAAAGAGGAGGGAAAAGGAAGGGUCUGUGAGAAGCACCAGGAGCCCCUGAAGCUCUUCUGCAAGGAGGACGGAAGCCCCAUCUGUGUCGUGUGUAAUGUAUCUAAGGAGCACAAAAGCCACGAGGUGAUUCCUCUAGAGGAGGCGUCCCAGGAGUACAAGGAUCAGAUCAGCAGCUUCCUAGACAAUUUGAGGAAAGAGAGAGAGAAAAUUCUAGUACUUAAAGCAGACACAGAAAAGGAAAGCCAAGGCCUGCUUAAACAAACAGAUGCAGAGAGGGAAAAGACUGUGGCUGAGUUCAGGCAACUGCGCCGGUUUCUGAAAAAACAAGAGAAAUGUAUUCUGGCCCAGAUAGCAGAAGUGGAGAAGGAGAUUGCAGCAAAAAGGGAGGAGCACCUGGCCAGACUCUCCGGGGAACUCUCCUCUCUUGACAGCCUCAUCUGGGAGAUGGAGGAAAAGCUUCAGGAACCAGCCAGUGAACUCCUGCAGGAUAUUGGAAGCUUCUUACAGAGGUCUCAGGCAAAGCAGAAAUUUAAGAAUCCUCCUGUGGCUUUUCCUCCUGCCCUGAAGUGGAGAAUCUGGGACUUCUGUGAUAUAAAUCCCUUCCUGGAGGGUGUUAUGAAUAAAUUCAGAGACACUGUAGAAUAUGAACUUCAGCUGCGAAAAGAAAAUGUAACUUUGGAUCCAGACACAGCAAAUCCUAUCCUUAUCCUGUCUGAGGAUCGAAAGAGUGUUGGAGAGGGAGAAGUGAGUCAAGACCUGCCAGACAACCCUGAGAGAUUUGACACAUUUGGCUAUGUGCUGGGAUGUGAAGGUUUCACAUCAGGAAGACAUUUAUGGGAGGUCAUUGUGGGAAGAGAGGAGGAGUGGGGGGUGGGGGUUGCCAGAAAGUCUGUGAAGAGGAAGGGUGUUCCUACUGAAGGGAUCUGGGGUUUGGGGAAGAUGAGCGGUGGGUACAAGUACUUCUUCCCCCAUGAGGACUUCGUUCCAAGUGAGGAGCCCAAGAGGAUCCGAGUGACCCUGAACUGUGAAGGGGGGCGGCUGUCCCUUUACAAUGCUGAUACAGCAGCCCUUCUCCACUCAUUCUCAGUAGCCUCCUUCUCAGGAGAGACCCUCAAGCCCUUCUUUUUCGUGAGCGAGGAAGCAAACCUGAGCCUCUCUUGACUGAGGGUGGAGACAGACAAGCGUAUAUUCAUUGCCAUUAUGACGUAUUCAGUCUCCUCUUCAGGACUGAGCUGACUGGCACUUGAGAAACCACAUUUGCAGAACUGUGAUUGGCCAUCCCUUGUGUCCAUCAUGAUGCAACUCUCCCUUCUCAGGACAGCUUUGUAAAUGACACUGAUUGAUUGGGUCCCCUGUCAGUCCCCAAACUGGCCUGUUCUCUCUCCCUUGGGAAUGGGCUAUUUCUGUCAGUGCAGGAGGUGCAAAGGGGGGGAAAAGCAAGAAAAUGAUUUAGGAAACAACCCCCCUCACACACACAUUCCUGUUUCAAUGUAGUUCUCUCUCCAACCUCCAAUUCUGACAAGUUUUCGACAGACAAUACCAUCAUCUUUUCUGAAUAACAUCAAAAUUAUGCACGAACAUCACUUAAAUCCUUCCUCAGCCUCAAUCCUGAACUCAGAUUCCCUUUUCCUCCCCCAACAUCUUCACUGGCCAGGGAGAUUAAAGUUCAAAAAUCCCUUUUUUUGCUACUCCUCCGGGAAGCUUAUGUGGCAAUUCAGCAAAAUCUCCAUAUCUAAAGAGACUUUUUGUGAGUUGAGUACAGUUGCCCAAAACUCACGCACAACUUACUUGCGAUCAAAACACAAAUUAAUAAAUAGAGAGAGGGCUAGAGAUGAGGAAAAACUGUUAGAAGGGACUCUGAGAUCUCAGAAAAGUCUCCAGAACCCAGAAAGCAAUGGAUUUGGCAGUGGGGGAAAGAGUUUCUAAGUCCACCUUGCUUUACUGGCCUCUAGGAAGGUCAAGAUCUCUAGCUUCGAACAAGUGGGAUGGUUGCUUGGGGGGCAUUUUCAGGGGUUUUCCUGACUUACGCAAUAUUGCCUUUGCAGGCUGACCCCAGAAACAUUAACCCACCCACCCCCAGAGCAGGUUUUGGACCUCGAUGUAACAAAAUUCCCUCUGACAGUGAUGAGCCUCUGUCACAUGUUCUGAGGAGAGAAAAGUGACAAUCCAGACUGGAUUUCUGACGGGGUAAAUUCCUAUGUAUACAUUUUUUUUCUCCAAGAUGCUUUGUAGUGAACAAGCAGAUACUUAUCUGUAUUUUUUAGAGAUAACCUCUUCUUAUCCUUUUGUGUAAUGGGCCUGAAAGAAUUUGGGGAUGUGUUUCCUGUGCUAACAUGUUUGACUCUAUUAAAGAUUAUACUUCUUGUUGCUCCUGUGUUGUUUCAAACUCAACAGGUAUAAUAUCCAUUCCCCAUGACACUUCCUCCAGGGAUUUUAGGAGGGUGAUAUCCUGUUUUAUCCUCAGAGGAACCCUGUGAGGUAGAAGAGGC